CGUGACGCAUACGCCUCAGAUGUUUCGUGCGGUGUAACGUGUUAAGUGUUACUGACAAGCGGCAAGUAAAGACUGUCUACAAGCUUUAUAUUCUUGUACCACAGUAGUAAGAAGCUUUGAAAGGUUAAUCACUUUUCUGUAGUCUUAUGGUGCUGACAAGGAAAAAGUCUUGGGAAUUAAAGGCAAGAUUUCCAUGAUGAUUCCCAUGAAUAAGUUUCACCGCUUGAUGCAUGUUGAUGUGCCACGUUGGCUUCUCAAGCAGAAUCUACAAGCACCAUUUUUUAGCCAGGCACAUUAUUUAAGUAGUGGAACAGUUGCUAAAUCCAGUUCUGUACCAAGAAUUUGUGUAGUAGGAAGUGGCCCAGCAGGGUUUUAUACUGCUCAGCAGUUGAUAAAGGGACAUCCAGAGUUGGAGGUAGAUAUUUAUGAGAAGCUCCCCGUUCCCUUUGGUUUGGUUAGAUAUGGAGUGGCCCCAGACCACCCAGAAGUCAAAAAUGUGAUCAAUACAUUUACAAAGACAGCCCAGAAUCCCCGCUGUUCCUUUAUUGGAAAUGUUUGCAUUGGAAAAGAUAUUCAUGUGAAAAAUUUACUGCAGGUUUAUACUGCUGUUGUACUGGCAUAUGGUGCUGACAAGGAAAAGCUCUUGGGGAUUAAAGGCGAAAAUCUAAAAGGUGUUUACUCUGCCAGGGAGUUUGUGGCAUGGUACAAUGGACAUCCAGACCAUGUAGAUUUGCCAGUAAAUUUAGAUGGGCAGACAGCCUUAGUGUUUGGUCAGGGAAAUGUUGCUAUUGAUGUGGCCAGAAUGUUGUUGAAAAGUCCAGACAUGUUGAAGGAAACAGACAUUACACCUGCAGCAUUGAAUGUCCUAGAAAAGUCCCAGGUCAAAAAUGUGACUCUUCUGGGUAGAAGAGGACCUAUGGAAGCUGCUUUCACUAUAGCAGAGUUCAGAGAGAUGACAAAACUGCCCUCUGUGCACACUGAUCUUCUGGAGAGUGACUUUAGUGAAAUAGCAAAAAUAGUAGAUAGCAUAAGACCUCCUAGAAAAAGACUGAUGUCCCUUAUGUGUAAAAUAGCAGGGAUGCCAAACAGUGAUGGCAGUUGUCGAGAAUUCCGGUUACGCUUUUGCAGAUCACCAGUUGAAAUACUGCCAUCUGAAAAUGAUCAAGAACAUGUUGGGGGUGUGAAAGUCAUGUUGAAUAAGUUGAUAAAGCAUCCCAGUGGUAAAGUUACCAGUGAACCAACAGGUGUGACUGAAGACAUUCCAUGCGACCUUGUAUUUAGAAGUAUUGGCUAUGGUGGUCAGACUAUUGAUGAGGAUAUACCAUUUGAUCUGGAUAGAGGGGUGGUGAAACAUGAGAGAGGAAGAGUCCACAGCAUGCCAGGUUUGUACUGCAGUGGUUGGGUAAAGACAGGCCCAGUGGGAGUACUUGUCAGCACUAUGAAUGACUCCUUUGAUACAGGACAAACAAUAUUACAAGAUCUUAAUGAUGGUAUAUUACAACCCUCUGAGAAACAUACUGGAAAGGAGGCCCUGUUAAAGCAAUUAGGAGACAAGAGUACCCAGAUUGUUGAUUUUGAUGGCUGGCUGAAGAUUGACAAAGCUGAAAUAAGUAGAAGCAGUGACAGUUAUCCAAGCCCUAGAAUAAAAAUUGUGAAUGUUGAUCAAAUGCUCAAAAUUGCAUUGACUUGAGCACACAUAAACAAUCUAGUUUGAAUAAUUUAUGUUAAUGCGCAUAAUACCAGGUUCAGCACCAAAACCUUUUGUAUGCUGCAGUGGUAUGUAUGUAGACAUUACAGGAUGCAAAAAUAUGCAGACAAGGAUGAAAAAAUGACAGAUAGGCUUAGAUAUACAUCAUUUUGAAACCUUGUUUAAGGCAGUAUAGAAACUAGUCAUCAUGCAAAUUGGAGGAUAGGAGAGAGAAAUUUAGAUGGCGACCAAAAGUGCAGAAUUUACUUUGAAAUAAUGGCAGAUAAAGUUAUAGAAAUAAUUUAAAUAAAGUAAAUGUGUAUUUCAUCAGUGAAAGAUGGAAGCAUCAUGCAUAAUUUAAGGAUUUUCAGUCUUCAUUUUAAUGUUGUUGUUUUUUUUUUCAUAUUGUCUCAUGCAAUGAGAAAUUGCAAGCUAGAAUUUAACAAUUUUCACUUUACCUCAUGGCAUUUUAAUUUCUGUAAGUUGAUUAAUAAGAAUGUAUAAUAUCAAAUCAUCUAAAAAGAUGUGAACCAUUUUUGAUACACAUUUUAUUAAAUAAUAGAAUUUUCAUUUUUUGUUUUUUCUAUUGGUGCUUGAUGU
Messenger RNA from Lingula anatina, 2287 nucleotides. Its product is annotated as NADPH:adrenodoxin oxidoreductase, mitochondrial-like. The record is from RefSeq and is a predicted model, not a curated record. Lineage: Eukaryota; Metazoa; Brachiopoda; Lingulata; Lingulida; Lingulidae. Gene Ontology annotation, molecular function: oxidoreductase activity.